GGAGGGACAGUCCUGAGGACCUGUGUAAUAACGUUUGUCUCUGUGUCUGGUUCACAGGGAUGGACAGUCCUGAGGACCUGUGUGUUCUCUACUCUAACAGAGCUGCCUGCUACCUGAAAGAUGGAAACAGCUCUGAAUGUAUACAGGACUGCACCAGGUGAGACACUCCCUCAACAACUCUACCUACAUUAUUAUAUAGAUGAGGUUUUAUUUAAAGCACAACCAACAACUUCCAAAACAGUCCUUCUUAGCCUCUGUCCCUAAUGGAACCUUAUUCCAAUUAUAGUGCACUGGCCAACAGUAGGGAUACGGUGACAUUUGGGACACAUCCUUAGUGAAAAGGGACAGAGAGAGUCAGUAAUUACAGCAGAGAUUAAACAGUAUACCCCUCCCUGUCACAUCUGGAUCCAGUGGAUCUAGCCAAUCAUCAGCUCUCAUCAUCCCUCUAUAAUCACUCAAUAGACUCUACCACAAGAGCCCUUCAGUAGGUCAAACUGUGGCUGAGUGGAAGAGGGAGGGCUUGUGGUAACUAACUAGGCCUGCACUACAGACAGAUACUAGUACCUAGUUUGAAUACGUUUGAACUCACUGGCCUCAAUAGGAGAAAUGUAAAUAGGCCCUGUGCUGUGAGCAGAGUAGGCCUCAGAGAUCAGAGUACACAUCACUACUGGGUUAUAGAAGCCCUGUGCUGUGAGCAGAGUAGGCCUCAGAGAUCAGAGUACACAUCACUACUGGGUUAUAGAAGCCAGGUUGUAGACAUCCAUGUUAGGGUUCAUUGUCAGGGGUUAGAUUUGAUUCAUGUUGAUACUUGCACUAUUCUCUCACACAUUUUCUAGGGAAGAUUUAGCUUGUGAUUUAAAAGAGGCUUUUGAGACCCAGUUAAACAUUUUGGAUAACAUCUCCUUAGACAUGUUUAUUUUCUAUCAAUCAUUAAAGAAAAUGUCAAAUGAAUUUUUGUUUAAGGCCGUGACCUAUCACAAGAGCACUUGACUCUUGCCUGUUUGAUUGAGAAGUGGUUUACAUUUACAUUUUAGUCAUUUAGCAGACGCUCUUAUCCAGAGCGACUUACAGGACCAAUUAGGGUUAAGUGCCUUGCUCAAGGGCACAUCGACAGAUCUUUCACCUAUUCGGCUCUGGGAUUCGAACCAGUGACCUUUCGAUUACUGGCCCAACGCUCUUAACCACUAAGCUACCUGCCGCCCUGGGUGUGUUUAUAAUCUUUACAUUUACAGUACCAGUCAAAAGUUUGGACACCUACUCUUUCCAGGGUUUUUCUUUAUUUUUACUAUUUUCUACAUUGUAGAAUAAUAGUGAAUACAUAAAAACUAUGAAAUAACACAUAAUCAUGUAGUAACCAAAAAAGUGUUAAACAAAUCAAAAUAUAUUUUAUAUUUGAGAUUCUUCAAAAUAGCCACCCUUUGCUUUGAUGACAGCUUUGCACACUCUUGACACACCACUGCAAAACCAUAGAGGAGGUUUGGUUGAAGUUCUUAGGAGGCAGAAGAAUAAAGGAGAGCAGAAUCUUUACUGAUCCUCAAACACCAACCACAACCUGCAGGCUUGACCCCUCCCUCCUCAAACACCAACCACAACCUGCAGGCUUGACCCCUCCCUCCUCAAACACCAACCACAACCUGCAGGCUUGACCCCUCCCUCCUCAAACACCAACCACAACCUGCAGGCUUGAUACUGUACUGUACAUGCUAGGUACUGUACAGUAGGUGUAUGCAGGGCUUGAUCCCUUCCCGUCCUCUGUCUUAUUCUAUUUCUACCUGCAGGUCCUUGGAGCUGCAGCCGUUCUCCCUCAAGCCCCUCCUACGCAGAGCCAUGGCUUAUGAGACUAUGGAGCGUUACCGACAAGCCUAUGUGGAUUACAAAACCGUGCUACAGAUAGAUAUCAGUGUGCAGGCUGCACACGACAGUGUCAACAGGUAAACUACUCCACCCCCAUCAUUAGGGUUGCAAAAUUCCUUGAACUUUCCCCAAAUUCCCAGGUUUUCCAGAAAUCCCAGUUGGAGGAUUCCUGGGAUCAGGAUUUCUAGAAAGUUAACAUAAUUUUGCCACCCUACAGUAACAACCAUGUGAAGUGAUUGAGAGUUGUUUGAAAGGCCCCUUUACUGUAGACUCUAAUUAGCCAGCUCAGACGUCAGUCUUCUGAUUAGCAGCAGGACAGAAUGACCUGCUGUCCUCCAGCUACUGCAGCUACACGCUAUUUAUACCCUCACACACACGUCCUGCGCUUACAUAAUAGAGGAUAGGAGGGAGGAUAACAAGGUCUGUGUGUGUGUGUGUGUGUGCGUGUGUGUGUGCCUGCGUGCGUUUGUGUGUGUGUAUUUACGUACGUCUGUGUGUGUGUGUGUGUGUAUGUGCCUGCGUGCAUUUGUGUGUGUGUGUGUGUGUGUGUGUGUGUGUGUGUGUGUGUGUGUGUGUACAUGCGUACGUAUGUGUGUGUGUGUGUACCUGUGUGUGUGUGUGUGUACAUGCGUACGUCUGUGUGUCUCUGUAUGUCUGGUUCCUCCAGAAUCACGCGGUUGCUGAUAGAGCAGGAUGGAGAGCAGUGGAGAGAGAAACUACCUGAGAUCCCUCUGGUCCCACUAUCAGCUCAGCAGCACCGCAGGGAGGAACCGCCCAGCGCUGAGGUCCUACAGGCCAGAGCAGAGAAGGCCAAGCACCACGCAGGUAGGGGUCUCACUCAGUCUAAUGUACACUCUUAGAGAAAAGGAUUCCAAAAGGGUUCUUUGGCUGUCCCCAUAGGAGAACCCUUUUUGGUUCCAGGUAGAACCAUUUUUGGUUCCAUGUAGAACUCUUUUGGGUUCCAUGUAGAACCCUCUGGGGGAAAGGGUUCUACAUGGAACCCAAUAGGGUUCUACAAUGAGGGAAAAAAGUAUUUGAUCCCCUGCUGAUUUUGUACGUUUGCCCACUGACAAAGAAAUGAUCAGUCUAUAAUUUUAAUGGUAGGUUUAUUUGAACAGUGAGAGACAGAAUAACAACAAAAAAAUCCAGAAAAACGCAUGUCAAAAAUGUUAUAAAUUGAUUUGCAUUUUAAUGAGGGAAAUAAGUAUUUGACCCCCUCUCAAUCAGAAAGAUUUCUGGCUCCCAGGUGUCUUUUAUACAGGUAACGAGCUGAGAUUAGGAGCACACUCUUAAAGGGAGUGCUCCUAAUCUCAGUUUGUUACCUGUAUAAAAGACACCUGUCCACAGAAGCAAUCAAUCAAUCAGAUUCCAAACUCUCCACCAUGGCCAAGACCAAAGAGCUCUCCAAGGAUGUCAGGGACAAGAUUGUAGACCUACACAAGGCUGGAAUGGGCUACAAGACCAUCGCCAAGCAGCUUGGUGAGAAGGUGACAACAGUUGGUGCGAUUAUUCGCAAAUGGAAGAAACACAAAAGACUGUCAAUCUCCCUCGGCCUGGGGCUCCAUGCAAGAUCUCACCUCAUGGAGUUGCAUUGAUCAUGAGAACGGUGAGGAAUCAGCCCAGAACUACACGGGAGGAUCUUGUCAAUGAUCUCAAGGCAGCUGGGACCAUAGUCACCAAGAAAACAAUUGGUAACACACUACGCCGUGAAGGACUGAAAUCCUGCAGCGCCCGCAAGGUCCCCCUGCUCAAGAAAGCACAUAUACAGGGCCGUCUGAAGUUUGCCAAUGAACAUCUGAAUGAUUCAGAGGAGAACUGGGUGAAAGUGUUGUGGUCAGAUGAGACCAAAAUCGAGCUCUUUGGCAUCAACUCAACUCGCCGUGUUUGGAGGAGGAGGAAUGCUGCCUAUGACCCCAAGAACACCAUCCCCACCGUCAAACAUGGAGGUGAAACAUUAUGCUUUGGGGGUGUUUUUCUGCUAAGGGGACAGGACAACUUCACCGCAUCAAAGGGACGAUGGACGGGGCCAUGUACCGUCAAAUCUUGGGUGAGAACCUCCUUUCCUCAGCCAGGGCAUUGAAAAUAGGUUGUGGAUGGGUAUUCUAGCAUGACAAUGACCCAAAACACACGGCCAAGGCAACAAAGGAGUGGCUCAAGAAGAAGCACAUUAAGGUCCUGGAAUGGCCUAGCCAGUCUCCAGACCUUAAUCCCAUAGAAAAUCUGUGGAGGGAGCUGAAGGUUCGAGUUGCCAAACGUCAGCCUCGAAACCUUAAUGACUUGGAGAAGAUCUGCAAAGAGGAGUGGAACAAACCCGAGAUGUGUGCAAACCUGGUGGUCAUCUACAAGAAACGUCUGACCUCUGAUUGCCAACAAGGGUUUUGCCACCAAGUACUAAGUCAUGUUUUGCAGAGGGGUCAAAUACUUAUUUCCCUCAGUAAAAUGCAAAUCAAUUUAUAACAUUUUUUACAUGCAUUUUUUUGGGAUUUUUUUGUUGUUAUUCUGUUUCUCAUUGUUCAAAUAAACCUACCAUUAAAAUUAUAGACUGAUGAUGUCUUUGUCAGUGGGCAAACGUACAAAAUCAGCAGGGGAUUAAAUACUUUUUCCCCCUCACUGUAUCUGGAACCAAACAGGGUUCUUCAAAGGGUUCUCCUAUGGGGACAGCUGAAGAACUCUUUUAGGUUGUAGAUAGCACCUUUCUUUCUAAGAGUGUAGUCACCCAGAACCUAAUCUGUACGCUGACCAGCUGUUUCAUCUGUCACAAGAGAUUACACUCAGUCCAAAAUGACCCCCUACUCCCUAUGUUGUUCACUAAUUCUGACCAGAGCCUAUAGCACCCUAUUCCCUAUACAGUGCACUACCUUUGGCCAGAGCCCAGGGUUAAACGCAGUCCAAUAGGGGAUAGGGUGUUGUUCUAUUGGCCGUGUGCAGCCAGCAUCAUCAUCAUUACUCAACCUCUUUCUGCUGUGACCUUCAACGGUCAUAUAGUCUACUGCAGCAGAGAGAGAAGAGAUACUGUCUGCUGGAGUACUAGAGGUGACUAGUGGAACAGAGAGAGGAGAUAUACUGUCUGCUGGAGUACUGGAGGUGACUAGUGGAACAGAGAGAGGAGAGAUACUGUCUGCUGGAGUACUGGAGGUGACUAGUGGAACAGAGAGAAGAGAGAUACUGUCUGCUGGAGUACUGGAGGGUAUUACUGCAGCAGAGACAGAGGAGAGAUACUGUCUGCUGGAGUACUGGAGGUGACUAGUGGAACAGAGAGAGGAGAUAUACUGUCUGCUGGAGUACUGGAGGUGACUAGUGGAACAGAGAGAGGAGAGAUACUGUCUGCUUGAGUACUGGAGGUGACUACAGUCGUGGUCAAACAUUUUGAGAAUGACACAAAUACUAAUUUUCACGAAGUCUACUGCCUCAGUUUUGAUGAUGGCAAUUUGCAUAUACUCCAGAAUGUCAUGAAGAGUGAUCAGAUGAAUUGCAAAGUCCCUCUUUGCCAUGAAAAUAAACUUAAUCACAAAAAAACAUUUCCACUGCAUUUCAGCCCUGCCACAAAAGGACCAACUGCCAUCAUAUCAGUGAUUCUCUUGUUAACACAGGUGAGAGUGUUGACGAGGACAAGGCUGGGGAUCACUCUGUCAUGCUGAUUGAGUUAGAGUAACAGACUGGAAGCUUUAAAAGGAGGGUGGUGCUUGAAAUCAUCGUUCUUCCUCUGUUAACCAUGGUUACCUGCAAGGAAACAUGUGCCGUCAUCAUUGCUUUGCACAAAAAGGGCUUCACAGGCAAGGAUAUUGCUGCUAGUAAGAUUGCACCUAAAUCAACAAUUUAUCGGAUCAUCAAGAACUUCAAGAAGAGGGGUUCAAUUGUUGUGAAGAAGGUGUCAGGGCGCCCAAGAAAGUCCAGCAAGCGCCAGGACCGUCUCCUAAAGUUGAUUCAGCUGCGGGAUCGGGGCACCACCAGUGCAGAGCUUGCUCAGGAAUGGCAGCAGGCAGGUGCAAGUGAAUCUGCACGCACAGUGAGGCGAAUACCUUUGGAGGAUGGCCUGGUGUUAAGAAGGGCAGCAAAGAAGCCACUUCUCUCCAGGAAAAACAUCAGGGACAGACUGAUAUUCUGCAAAAGGUACAGGGAUUGGACUGCUGAGGACUCGGGUAAAGUCAUUUUCUCUGAUGAAUCCCCUUUCCGAUUGUUUGGGGUAUCCGGAAAACACCUUGUCCGGAGAAGACAAGGUGAGCGCUACCAUCAGUCCUGUGUCAUGCCAACAGUAAAGCAUCCUGAGACCAUUCAUGUGUGGGGUUGCUUCUCAGCCAAGGGAGUGGGCUCACUCACAAUUUUGCCUAAGAACACAGCCAUGAAUAAAGAAUGGUACCAACACAUCCUCCGAGAGCAACUUCUCCCAAACAUCCAAGAACAGUUUGGUGACGACCAAUGCCUGUUCCAGCAUGAUGGAGCACCUUGCCAUAAGGCAUAAGUGAUGACUAAGUGGCUCGGGGAACAAAACAUCGACAUUUUGGGUCCAUGGCCAGGAAACUCCCCAGACCUUAAUCCCAUUGAGAAUUUGUGGUCGAUCCUCAAGAGGCGGGUGGACAAACAAAAACCCACAAAUUCUGCAAUCUGCCCAAGCAUGCAAGAAUUGGCUGCCAUCAGUCAGGAUGUGGCCCAUAAGUUAAUUGACAGCAUGCCAGGGCAAAUUGCAGAGGUCUUGAAAAAGAAGGGUCAACACUGCAAAUAUUGACUCUUUGCAUAAACUUAAUGUAAUUGUCAAUAAAAGCCUUUGACACUUAUGGAAUGCUUGUAAUUAUACUUCAGUAUACCAUAGUAACAUCUGACCUGGAUUUUAAGGACAAAAUUACCACACUCACUUAUUUUUGUGAAAUACGAUUCUUACAAAAAUAUAAUUUUGGGGCAAGUUACUCAGUGUGAUGUUACACAUUUACUCAACCAACAUCAUUUCUUCAAUUUCUCUGCAGCUAGAAAAGCAGAAGUUUGUUUCAAUUCACUGAAACAAGAAGGAAAUGAGUUUGUGAAGAAAGGCCAGUUCCAGGAGGCUGUAAGGACGUACAGUGAAUGCCUGAAGCUGAAGCCAGAGGAAUGUCCCAUCUACACCAACAGGUAAGGACCUGGCCGUGUCUACUCCACCCUAACAUGGACAGUAAUGUACAGUGCAUUCAGAAAGGAUUCAGACCCCUUGACUUUUUCCACAUUUUGUUACGUUACAGCCUUAUUCUAAAAGUUAUUAAAUUGUGUGUUGACAAUGACAAAGCAAAAACAGGUUUUUAGACAAUUUAAAAAAACGGAAAUAUUACAUUUACAUAAGUAUUCAGACCCUUUACUCAGUACUUUGUUGAAGCACCUUUGGCAGCGAUUACAGCCUUGAGUCUUCUUGGGUAUGACCCUACAAGCUUGGCACACUUGUAUUUGGGGAGUUUCUCCCAUUUUUGCACAGCUAUUUUCAGGUCUCUCCAGAGAUGUUCGAUCAGGUUCGUGUCCGGGCUUUGGCUGGGCCACUCAAGGACAUUCAGAGUCUUAUCCUGAAGCCACUCCUGCAUUGUCUUGGCUGUGUGCUUAGGGUCGUUGUCCUGUUUGAAAGUGAACCUUCGCCCCAGUCUGAGGUCCUGAGCGCUCUGGAGCAGGUUUUCAUCAAGGAUCUAUCUGUACUUUGCUCCAUUCAUCUUUCCCUCGAUCCUGACUUGUCUCCCAGUCCCUGCCGCUGAAAAACAUCCCCACAGCAUGAUGCUGCCACCACCAUGCUUCACCGUAGGGAUGGCGCCAGGUUUCCUUCAGACGUGACGCUUGGCAUUCAGGCCAAAGAGUUCAAUCUUGGUUUCAUCUGACCAGAGAAUCUUGUUUCUCAUGGUCUGAGAGUCCUUUUGGUGCCUUUUGGGGCUGUCAUGUGCCUUUUACUGAGGAGUGACUUCCGUCUGGCCUCUCAACCAUAAAGGCCUGAUUGGUGGAGUGCUGCAGAGAUGCUUGUCCUCCUAGAAGGUUCUCCCAUCUCCACAGAGGACCAUGGUCUGAGUCAUGGGGUGUUUCUCAAAAUGCAUACUACCUUCCUCGGAGCACGCAAAUUGGAGCACGGGAGGGUCGGAGUACGAGUCCAAAUCAAAGUAUGCGAAACAGAGCACGGAGUGCACUUAUCAAAUGCGCACUCCGUUUGUACAUAUUUUGAAGCAUGCAUCGUUGCAAGCUUCAACGGAAGGUAUGCAAAGAAAUAUGACUCAACCACGUUAAAAAAAAUGACGCAACAUAUCUUGAAAUCAAUGUAAUGUUUUCUGCGUUCUCCACACAAGAACGUAUUCAAGAGAACGUCCUCGGAGAAUGCACUCGGAGCAUGAGAGUGUGGAGCAUUGUAGUAUGCAUAUUGAGAAACUCUUUUUUUGUGCUGAAUUGGAACAAAAGCCGGCACACCCUGCAGCUCCUCAGCACUAGAGUUAGACUAAGGUCAACUUCCAAUGUCCACUUAGAAUGAAUACCCAAUACAUUGCUAAUACCACAAUAAGUAUGCUAGUGUGGACAUUGGACCAGAGGCUAAAUCUUAAAGUGUGCCCUUGAGUCCCCUGUAGCUCAGUUGGUAGGUAGAGCAUGGCGCUUGCAACGCCAAGGUUGUGGGUUCGUUUCCCACUGGGGCCCAGUAUGAAAAUGUAUGCACUCACUAACUGUAAGUCGCUCUGGAUAAGAGCGUCUGCUAAAUGACUCAAAUGUAAAUGUUGAUCACCUCCCUGACCAAGGCCCUUCUCCCUCGAUUGUUCAGUUUGGCGGGCGGCCAGCCCUAGGAAGAGUCUUGGUAGUUCCAAACUUCUUUCAUUUAAGAAUGAAGGAAGCCAAUGUGUUCUUGGGGACCUUCAAUGCUGCAGAAAUGUUUUGGUACCCUUCCCCAGAUCUGUGCCUCGACACAAUCCUGUCUCGGAGCUCUACGGACAAUUCCUUUGACCUCAUGACUUGGUUUUUGCUCUGACAUGCACUGUCAACUGUGUGACCUUAUAAAGACAGGUGUGUGCCUUUCCAAAUUAUGUCCAAUCAAUUGAAUUUACCAUAGGUGGAAUCCAAUCAAGUUAUAGAAACAUCUCAACGAUGAUCAAUGGAAACAGGAUGCACCUGAGCUCAAUUUCGAGUCUCAUAGUAAAGGGUCUGAAUACUUCUAUAAAUAAAAUGUAUUUCAGUUUUUUAUUUUUUAUAAAUGUGCAAUAAUUUCUAAAAACCUGUUUUUGCGUUAUGGGGUAUUGUGUGUAGAUUGAUGAGGAAAUGUUUUUUAUUUAAUCAAUAUUUGAAUAAGGCUGUAAUGUAGCACAAUGUGGAAAAAGGGAAGGGGUCUGAAUAUUUCCGAAUGCACUGUAUGUGUAACCAGUGGGAAAAGAGCCCUGGUCUCCCACUCCCCAAGUCAAUGUCUCAACCAUUAGACAAAGAGGAUAUCUGUGUGGUCUGAGGGGCGAUAUUUUCAUCACGAGAGUGUGAUUUCAAAUCACCUCUGCUACAUAUGGUUUGAAUGUUCUAACCCCAGCCUGCUAUGGACCGUGAAUGUUCUAACCCCAGCAGUUCUAGAAUCUAACCCCAGCCUUCCAGUGAAUUCUCUAACCCCAGCCAGUCUGCUCUAACCCCAGCCAGUCUGCUCUAGCCCCAGCCAGUCUGCUCUAACCCCAGCCAGUCUGCUCUAACCCCAGCCAGUCUGCUCUAGCCCCAGUCAGUCUGCUCUAGCCCCAGCCAGUCUGCUCUAGCCCCAGCCAGUCUGCUCUAACCCCAGCCAGUCUGCUCUAACCCCAGCCCGUCUGCUCUAGCCCCAGCCAGUCUGCUCUAACCCCAGCCAGUCUGCUCUAACCCCAGCCAGUCUGCUCUAGCCCCAGCCAGUCUGCUCUAACCCCAGCCAGUCUGCUCUAGCCCCAGCCAGUCUGCUCUAACCCCAGCCAGUCUGCUCUAACCCCAGCCAGUCUGCUCUAACCCCAGUCAGUCUGCUCUAACCCCAGCCAGUCUGCUCUAACCCCAGCCAGUCUGCUCUAACCCCAGCCAGUCUGCUCUAACCCCAGCCAGUCUGCUCUAGCCCCAGCCAGUCUGCUCUAACCCCAGCCAGUCUGCUCUAACCCCAGCCAGUCUGCUCUAACCCCAGCCAGUCUGCUCUAACCCCAGCCAGUCUGCUCUAGCCCCAGCCAGUCUGCUCUAACCCCAGCCAGUCUGCUCUAACCCCAGCCAGUCUGCUCUAGCCCCAGCCAGUCUGCUCUAACCCCAGCCAGUCUGCUCUAGCCCCAGCCAGUCUGCUCUAGCCCCAGCCAGUCUGCUCUAACCCCAGCCAGUCUGCUCUAACCCCAGCCAGUCUGCUCUAGCCCCAGCCAGUCUGCUCUAGCCCCAGCCAGUCUGCUCUAACCCCAGCCAGUCUGCUCUAACCCCAGCCAGUCUGUCAUGAGGUCAGUAAUUCCAGUCAGACUAAUCAGGUGUAUUGUUUCUGUAGUGUGGAAAUAGAAAGAGCAGGCUCUCUCUCUCUCUCUCUACUGUGCUUUCCCUUUUACCAGAAGAGCCUAAUUAUAGACACACUGUGUAGCACAGAACAGGGUAGAGGACGUUGUCCUAGAAAGACAUGCAGCAACUCUCCUCUGGGCUCUCCUGGGAUGGGAAACCUGGGUCCUAUUCAUUAGGCACCGAAUGGAAGAAACGGACUGUAACGUUUUGCUACGGUGUGCACUAAUGAAUGUGACCCUGUUCUAUUUCUCCCCUCAACAACAGCAGGUGGAGUAGUGUUGUCAGUGUUGACAGAGUGUACUGUACCGUAGAGAGGAAAGGGCUGUCCACACUGACAUGACUCACUGCACCCUACCUUUGUGUUCAUGUCCUGUUCUCCAUAAAGACCUGUGUGUGUACAUGCAGUCACAGUACACACACCACAACCACAUCAUUGUGAACAACUAAAGGCCAGCCUUACAACACACACAUGGCCUUAGGGAGUGUAGAUUAGGACAGAAAUUACAGGGUUAUCAAUAUUAAAACACUGCAGCUGUCUUGGUGCAAGGAUGUCUGUGGUGACAGAAGAUACAAGAGAGGCUGAUUGUAUGAGCUGUGUUUGGCAAUGUUGAAGAACAGUGUUCUGUUCUCCUCCAGAACCAUAGAGAUGCACUAUAAUAUUGUUGUAUUACAUUCUGCCUCCAUAGAGAUGCACUAUAAUACUGUUGUAUUACAUUCUGCCUCCAUAGAGAUGCACUAUAAUACUGUUGUAUUACAUUCUGCCUCCAUAGAGAUGCACUAUAAUACUGUUGUUGUAUUACAUUCUGCCUCCAUAGAGAUGCACUAUAAUAUUGUUGUAUUACAUUCUGCCUCCAUAGAGAUGCACUAUAAUACUGUUGUAUUACAUUCUGCCUCCAUAGAGAUGCACUAUAAUACUGUUGUAUUACAUUCUGCCUCCAUAGAGAUGCACUAUAAUACUGUUGUAUUACAUUCUGCCUCCAUAGAGAUGCACUAUAAUACUGUUGUUGUAUUACAUUCUGCCUCCAUAGAGAUGCACUAUAAUACUGUUGUUGUAUUACAUUCUGCCUCCAUAGAGAUGCACUAUAAUACUGUUGUAUUACAUUCUGCCUCCAUAGAGAUGCACUAUAAUACUGUUGUUGUAUUACAUUCUGCCUCCAUAGAGAUGCACUAUAAUACUGUUGUUGUAUUACAUUCUGCCUCCAUAGAGAUGCACUAUAAUACUGUUGUAUUACAUUCUGCCUCCAUAGAGAUGCACUAUAAUACUGUUGUUGUAUUACAUUCUGCCUCCAUAGAGAUGCACUAUAAUACUGUUGUUGUAUUACAUUCUGUCCUCAGAGCACUGUGCUUCCUGAAGCUGGAUAUGUUUGCUGAAGCCAAGCAGGACUGUGACUCCGCCCUGAGGCUGGAGCCAGCCAAUAAGAAGGCCUUCUACAGGCGGGCCCUGGCCCAUAAAGGCCUGAAGGUGAGGGACAGGGUUCAGGGAUUCACAGGACUAGUUAGUGGGUUUGGCCGCUAAUCUCGGUUAACUACUUUGUAGACAGGCAUUAAAACGGGUGACUACCUGAUCUCUUCCUCUGUGCAUGUGUGUCCGUGUGCAUGUGUGUGCCCGUCCGUGCGUGCGUGCGUGUGUGUGACUGUGUGCCCGUCCGUGCGUGCGUAUGUGCGUAUAUGUGUGUGUGUGUCUGUGUGACUGUGUGACUGUGUGUGUGUGUGUGUGUGUGCCCGUCCGUGCGUGCGUAUGUGUUUGUGUGCGUAUAUGUGUGUGUGACUGUGUGCCCGUCCGUGUGUGUGUGUGUGACUGUGACUGUGCCCCCGUCCCCAGGACUACCUGGCGUGCAGCUCUGACCUGCAGGAGGUGUUACAGCAGGAUCCCAACGUAGCGGAGGCUGAGAAGGAGCUGGAGGAGGUCACUCUGCUGCUCAGACAGAGUCUGGCUCAGGGAUCACCUAGCAACCCCAGGAGGACUGUACCUAUCACUGAGGUAUAAUAUACUAUACACACUACACUACCAUACCCAUCACUGGAGGAAAUUCGGACAUUUCACAUUCUUAACAUAAAGUGGUGAUCCUAACUGACCUAAGACACAGAAUUUUUACUAGGAUUAAAUGUCAGGAAUUGUGAAAAACUGAGUUUAAAUGUAUUUGGCUAAGGUGUAUGUAAAUUUCCGACUUCAACUGUAGCUAAUGUAAUAAUGGUAAGGACACAGCUAAUGUAAUAAUGGUAAGGACACAGCUAAUGUAAUAAUGGUAAGGACACAGCUAAUGUAAUAAUGGUAAGGACACAGCUAAUGUAAAAAUGGUAAGGACUCAGCUAAUGUAAUUAUGGUAAGGACACAGCUAAUGUAAUUAUGGUAAGGACACAGCUAAUGUAAUAAUGGUAAGGACAUAGCUAAUGUAAUAAUGGUAAGGACAUAGCUAAUGUAAUAAUGGUAAGGACACAGCUAAUGUAAUAAUGGUAAGGACACAGCUAAUGUAAUAAUGGUAAGGACACAGCUAAUGUAAUUAUGGUAAGGACACAGCUAAUGUAAUAAUGGUAAGGACACAGCUAAUGUAAUAAUGGUAAGGACACAGCUAAUGUAAAAAUGGUAAGGACUCAGCUAAUGUAAUUAUGGUAAGGACACAGCUAAUGUAAUUAUGGUAAGGACACAGCUAAUGUAAUAAUGGUAAGGACAUAGCUAAUGUAAUAAUGGUAAGGACAUAGCUAAUGUAAUAAUGGUAAGGACAUAGCUAAUGUAAUUAUGGUAAGGACACAGCUAAUGUAAUAAUGGUAAGGACACAGCUAAUGUAAAAAUGGUAAGGACACAGCUAAUGUAAUAAUGGUAAGGACACAGCUAAUGUAAUAAUGGUAAGGACAUAGCUAAUGUAAUUAUGGUAAGGACACAGCUAAUGUAAUAAUGGUAAGGACACAUCUAAUGUAAAAAUGGUAAGGACACAGCUAAUGUAAUAAUGGUAAGGACACAGCUAAUGUAAUAAUGGUAAGGACACAGCUAAUGUAAUAAUGGUAAGGACACAGCUAAUGUAAUAAUGGUAAGGACACAGCUAAUGUAAUAAUGGUAAGGACACAGCUAAUGUAAUAAUGGUAAGGACACAGCUAAUGUAAUAAUGGUAAGGACACAGCUAAUGUAAUUAUGGUAAGGACACAGCUAAUGUAAUUAUGGUAAGGACACAGCUAAUGUAAUAAUGGUAAGGACAUAGCUAAUGUAAUAAUGGUAAGGACAUAGCUAAUGUAAUUAUGGUAAGGACACAGCUAAUGUAAUAAUGGUAAGGACACAGCUAAUGUAAUAAUGGUAAGGACAUAGCUAAUGUAAUUAUGGUAAGGACACAGCUAAUGUAAUAAUGGUAAGUACACAGCUAAUGUAAUAAUGGUAAGGACUCAGCUAAUGUAAUUAUGGUAAGGACACAGCUAAUGUAAUUAUGGUAAGGACAUAGCUAAUGUAAUUAUGGUAAGGACAUAGCUAAUGUAAUAAUGGUAAGGACAUAGCUAAUGUAAUUAUGGUAAGGACACAGCUAAUGUAAUAAUGGUAAGGACACAGCUAAUGUAAUAAUGGUAAGGACUCAGCUAAUGUAAUUAUGGUAAGGACACAGUUAAUGUAAAAAUGGUAAGGACACAGCUAAUGUAAUUAUGGUAAGGACACAGCUAAUGUAAUAAUGGUAAGGACACAGCUAAUGUAAUAAUGGUAAGGACACAGCUAAUGUAAUAAUGGUAAGGACACAGCUAAUGUAAAAAUGGUAAGGACACAGCUAAUGUAAAAAUGGUAAGGACACAGCUAAUGUAAUAAUGGUAAGGACACAGCUAAUGUAAUAAUGGUAAGGACAUAGCUAAUAUAAUAAUGGUAAGGACACAGCUAAUGUAAUAAUGGUAAGGACACAGCUAAUGUAAAAAUGGUAAGGACACAGCUAAUGUAAUUAUGGUAAGGACACAGCUAAUGUAAUAAUGGUAAGGACACAGCUAAUGUAAUAAUGGUAAGGACACAGCUAAUGUAAAAAUGGUAAGGACUCAGCUAAUGUAAUUAUGGUAAGGACACAGUUAAUGUAAAAAUGGUAAGGACUCAGCUAAUGUAAUUAUGGUAAGGACACAGCUAAUGUAAUAAUGGUAAGGACACAGCUAAUGUAAUAAUGGUAAGGACACAGCUAAUGUAAUAAUGGUAAGGACACAGCUAAUGUAAAAAUGGUAAGGACACAGCUAAUGUAAAAAUGGUAAGGACACAGCUAAUGUAAUAAUGGUAAGGACACAGCUAAUGUAAUAAUGGUAAGGACACAGCUAAUGUAAUAAUGGUAAGGACACAGCUAAUGUAAUAAUGGUAAGGACACAGCUAAUGUAAUAAUGGUAAGUACACAGCUAAUGUAAUAAUGGUAAGGACUCAGCUAAUGUAAUUAUGGUAAGGACAUAGCUAAUGUAAUAAUGGUAAGGACAUAGCUAAUGUAAUUAUGGUAAGGACAUAGCUAAUGUAAUUAGGGGCCACAAAGUGAUGUCUAGAUGGUCACAAGCUGUCUACCUGUCCUCCGUCAGGUUGAGGGUACUGAGGAGGAAGACUGGCAGGCUGCAGAGCCAGACAGGACCAAAGCAGCAGAAACAGAGACAGAAGAACCAUCAACAACAUCCACAUCAACCCCAGCCCCAGAGAACCAGUGUAGAGGAGGAGGAGGAGGAAGAGGGGAGGAGGAGGCAAUAACCAUCAACCUCCAGCCCUCUAACUCCUAUGAGUUCAACCAGUCCCUGAACGCAGCGCGGGCCCAGUCCAACCUCCCAGCCUGUGCUGAGCUGCUGAGCUGUGUUCCCCCUGAGACUCUGCCUGUCUACCUCAGUAACCAGCUGGAUGGACACACAGUCAGCUUCAUCAUGCAGGCCCUGGACACACAGCUCCUACAGAAGGACCCCAACUUAGUCUACCAGCACCUCACCCACCUACAUACUGCUGACAGGUUCUCGGUAAGAUCUAGGGGCAAACAAACCACAAUGCACCAACAUCGUGCUGCACUUGCCUUUUAAAAGUAAUCUAUGCGAAUGUGAUCUUGGUGAACGUCUGGAAAAUUGCCUUUACAAGUCAAGUGCAGUGCGAUGUUGGUGCAUCGUGGUUUGUUUGAAUCCCAUAAUUAAUAUAUUUUUCUUCUUGUUCAGUGUUUUGGAUAUUAUUUUAGCUAAACUAGACAACUGUAAGUCGCUCUGGAUAAGAGCGUCUGCUAAAUGACUAAAAUGUAAAUGUAAAUGUAAACAGUCUCUCUGUGCUGCAGGUAGUAGGACUGAUGCUGCUGUUUUGACCCCUGUGUGUCUCUUGUGUUGCAUUGUUUAUUGAUACUAAUCAUGGGAAACAGCAUUAGAGUGUACAAUGGAACAGUUUGGUACAUUUUUUAAGGCCACUGUGUGUCUCUGUAUGUUUGUACAGGUAGUUGUGACGCUGUGUUAACCCGUCUCUGUGUAUUAACAGGUAGUUGUGACGCUGUGUUAACCCGUCUCUGUGUAUUAACAGGUAGUUGUGAUGCUGUGUUAACCCGUCUCUGUGUAUUAACAGGUAGUUGGGACGCUGUGUUAACCCGUCUCUGUGUAUUAACAGGUAGUUGUGAUGCUGCGUUAACCCGUCCUCUGUGUAUUAACAGGUGUUUGUGAUGCUGCGUUAACCCGUCUCUGUGUAUUAACAGGUAGUUGUGAUGCUGCGUUAACCCGUCUCUGUGUAUUAACGGUAGUUGUGACGCUGUGUUAACCCGUCUCUGUGUAUUAACAGGUAGUUUGUGACGCUGUGUUUAACCCGUCUCUGUGUAUUAACAGGGUAGUUGUGACGCUGUGUUAACCCGUCUCUGUGUAUUAACAGGUAGUUGUGACGCGUGUUAACCCGUCUCUGUGUAUUAACAGGUAGUUGUGACGCUGUGUUAACCCGUCUCUGUGUAUUAACAGGUAGUUGUGACGCUGUGUUAACCCUGUGUAUUAACAGUCCCUGUGUUACCGUCUCUGUGUAUUAACAGGUAGUUGUGAUGCUGUGUUUAACCCGUCUCUGUGUAUUAACAGGUAGUUGUGACGCUGUGUUAGCGCGUCUCUGUGUAUUUACAGGUAGUUGUGACGCUGUGUUAACCCGUCUCUGUGUAUUAACAGGUAGUUGUGACGCUGUGUUAACCCGUCUCUGUGUAUUAACAGGUAGUUGUGACGCUGUGUUAACCCGUCUCUGUGUAUUAACAGGUAGUUGUGACGCUGUGUUAACCCGUCUCUGUGUAUUAACAGGUAGUUGUGACGCUGUGUUAACCCGUCUCUGUGUAUUAACAGGUAGUUGUGACGCUGUGUUAACCCGUCUCUGUGUAUUAACAGGUAGUUGUGACGCUGUGUUAACCCGUCUCUGUGUAUUAACAGGUAGUUGUGACGCUGUGUUAACCCGUCUCUGUGUAUUAACAGGUAGUUGUGACGCUGUGUUAACCCGUCUCUGUGUAUUAACAGGUAGUUGUGACGCUGUGUUAACCCGUCUCUGUGUAUUAACAGGUAGUUGUGACGCUGUGUUAACCCGUCUCUGUGUAUUAACAGGUAGUUGUGAUGCUGUGUUAACCCGUCUCUGUGUAUUAACAGGUAGUUGUGAUGCUGUGUUAACCCGUCUCUGUGUAUUAACAGGUAGUUGUGAUGCUGUGUUAACCCGUCUCUGUGUAUUAACAGGUAGUUGUGACGCUGUGUUAACCCGUCUCUGUGUAUUAACAGGUAGUUGUGACGCUGUGUUAACCCGUCUCUGUGUAUUAACAGGUAGUUGUGACGCUGUGUUAACCCGUCUCUGUGUAUUAACAGGUAGUUGUGAUGCUGUGUUAACCCGUCUCUGUGUAUUAACAGGUAGUUGUGACGCUGCGUUAACCCGUCUCUGUGUAUUAACAGGUAGUUGUGAUGCUGCUAGAGAAGAGUGAACGUGGUCAGAUGACUCGGCUGUUUGACCGUCUGUCUGCUGUGGACAGCGAUACCUUCAGUAAGAACGAUGUGCAGAACCUGGCCAACAAGUACAUCUGACCUCUAACCUCUGACCCUGUCUGGCCUGCUGGGGUCUGUCCCAAAUGGCACCCUAUUCCCUAGUGCACUAUAGAGGGAACAGGGUGCCAUUUGGGACAGUUUUUAGGGCGUGUUCAACAUUGCUGUCGACUUGAAAUACGAGUCGAGACUGCAAAUCACCUUGCAUCAUAAAUAAAUACUCAAUAUUAUUUGUAGGUCAAUCAGUCACAAUUUACCCAUGACACAACACGGUUUUUAUGUUCUGGAACACGGCCCUUUUCUCUGUCCUGCACCCUCCUGUCCUGCAUGACGCUUCAACAUAACAUACUGGAUCUAUGCAACGUGGCACAACACAGCUCAGAAGCAUUAUGGACCCAAACCAACCUCUCAUGUUCUCUUGAUAUAAUAUCAUAUCUCUACCUACCGUUACUAGGUAUUUCGCUCUCCAAAUACCUUUUUUUACCUGGAACUGUUUUAGCGUUAGUUAGUUGACUGGCAGUAUAUAUAAAAAUGCUGUGAACUAUUCAAGCUUUAAGAACAUAGGUCCAAUGUACAGGAUAUCUGCAAGCGUUCCCCUCUGGGUCCAUGUGCUGCAGCCAAGUCCAGUCCCCAGGCUGCAGAACCAUUCAAAUCAGAUAACACCCAUAUCAAUGUG
Coregonus sp. 'balchen' is the source of this 17890-nucleotide messenger RNA. The record is from the annotation of a GenBank genome assembly. NCBI's taxonomy places the organism in Eukaryota, Metazoa, Chordata, Actinopteri, Salmoniformes, Salmonidae.